Molecule: messenger RNA, 390 nt
Organism: Colletotrichum paranaense
Lineage: Eukaryota; Fungi; Ascomycota; Sordariomycetes; Glomerellales; Glomerellaceae
Exons: 1
Coding region: 1-390 (129 amino acids)
Source: RefSeq, a predicted model, not a curated record
AUGAGCCAAGCCAAGGUCCAAGGGCUGCUUCUAGAUGCGCAUCAAACCCGCGUCGCCGGCGCCCGCGUCAACCGCAACAUCACCAUCAAGCCCACCGCGCAUAGUGUAUCCCAACCGGUGAUCCCGUCCUAUGGCACACUGGGCACGGUAAAAUGGAAACCUUCGUCUCGGGUACAGCGUGCAGCCCAAGAGCUUACCAAUCUGUCGGGGAUCUCUCUCACUCUCUUACUUGUCUGUCACUUCUGUCACGGUACCUUAUUUUUGGGGUACGUUGUCGAAAGACUCAGCCAUGAAACUUUGCUUCCAAGUUGUCCCUGUUUCCAUUUCCGUUUAUCCCGUCUCAUUCCUAUCCAUGGCAUCCAAGCCCCCUUGGAGAUCCACCCCCGAUAA